AUGUACCAGGGAGCGGACCCGAGCUUACACCACGCGAUCCCGGUCCCGCCGAUGCAGUGGCUGGGGCGCACCGACGGAGAGGCGGAGUUACGACAGGCCCCCCCGGCGGGAGACGGAUUGUCGGAGGCCAUCCGACACCUGCUGCGGACGAAACCGGGUACGAUAGCGGUGGGGAACGCGGGCGGGGGGGAGUGUGGGCCGCUCUCCCUUGGCUAUGACGGAACCCGGGACAGGCCCGGCCGGUCCCAGACGGGAGAGCGAAGAGCUGACCUAGUUCGCUUUGCCCGGGAGAACCCGGGGCUCCUAUUGUUAGAAUUUCCGGCGAAAACGAUUAUCUCCCUCAGCCAAGCGGUCGCAAGGAGCUUCCGUGGAUACGCCCACCAAUACGAGGCCGAGCCCACCUUCGAGAUGUGGUGUUCUGCCGUGGCCUGCCCCGGAUUCAAGUACGACGAGGCGGCGUUCAUGAUCUCGGCGCUGGUGGACAACCGCGCGGUCGUCAUCUACCCGACGGGCAAAGGGGGGGUGGAGGGCCCCAUCGUCUACACGGCGGACCCGACCUCCUGCCGGGGAGCUCGCCACCUGGCCCUCGAUCGGGACACGGAACACGUGGUGACGCUGCGGCAGAUGAGUGGCACAUGGGCCUGGGGGACGUGGCGCCGCUCCCGAAGGACCUCGAGCGGGCUCGCCCGGCACGGGCUGCUCUCGGCGAAUGCGUUCGGCUUUGUCAAGGGCGGGUCGACUGAGUGGCCGAUCAGCCUGGUAGCCGCUGCGCAGUGGCACGCGAGGGAGACGGGAGCGGUACUACUACAGCUGUACAUGGACGCCACCUCCGCCUACGACACCAUCAGCCACCGAGGGACGGGCGUGGCUUGCGAGGCACUGGCGAUGCCCGACGAGGGCCGCGGCUGA
Molecule: messenger RNA, 909 nt
Organism: Emiliania huxleyi CCMP1516
Lineage: Eukaryota; Haptophyta; Isochrysidales; Noelaerhabdaceae
Exons: 2
Coding region: 1-909 (302 amino acids)
Source: RefSeq, a predicted model, not a curated record